AGCUGUUGCUAUGUGGACUCACCUUGAGUCCGAAGACUUUUCAUGACCAAGCGGGUCGUCGUUGCAUCUGGCUACUUCAACCCGCUCCACUAUGGGCAUGUGUCGUAUUUGGAGAAGGCACGGGAUUUGGGAACCAGUUUGAUUGUCAUCGUGAACAAUGAUUUCCAAGCUGCGAAGCAUCGACCAGGCGGUAUGAAAUUGCCGGCCAGGGAACGGGUGAAACUGGUCCGAUCCCUGCAAUGCGUCGACGCUGCAGUGGAGGCCAUUGAUGACGAUGAGUCGGUGGCAGAGACCUUGAGAUUGCUACAUCCAGAUAUUUUUGCCAAUGGGGGUGGGACGAAGCCCACUGAGUUGGAAAUCAAGGUGUGUGCGCAGUUGGGUAUUCAGAUGGUGGAUGGACUUGGAAUUCAAUUGCUCUCGCUGACGCCGUACACGCAGCACUAUGAUUGGGGCAAGCCUCGCAAUGCGAGUAUUAUUGCAGCUCUCACCGGGCAGCAGUCACCCGAGCACGACCCACAGGACGAUAGCAAGCCCUUUGCUGAACUGUGGAUGGGUGACCAUCCGUCUGGGCCUGCUCGGGUAGAAAGCCCCAGCAAUGAAAAAGCAAUGAAGAAGAAGAGUCCGAUUUGCAGGGCCGCGUCCUUGCAAGAAGUCAUGCAUCGAUCACCCUCGAUGCUGGGUCAACUCUCGGAGUCUAAGCAGCUCCCGUUCCUACUCAAGGUCUUGUCAAUCCACAAGGCCCUGUCCAUUCAAGCACAUCCUGAUAAGCAAAGAGCAGCCAAGCUCCACGCUGAGAAGCCAGAUAUCUAUAAAGAUGCCAACCACAAGCCUGAAAUUGCCAUUGCCUUGAGCGAUGACUUCCAAGCCUUGUGUGGCUUCAGGGCGGUGACUGAAAUCCUUGAGAUGCUGCAGCAUGUGCCGGAGCUUGCUACUCUCAUGGGAGGAGCCGUUCAGCAGUUAGAAGCCGCAGCAGGAGACGAAGAAAAGGAGUCCGAGGCUCUGCGGCAAGCAUAUUCCAAUGUGAUGCAUUCUUCGGAAGAUGAGCUGAAAAAUCAGGUGCAAGCUCUUCAUGACAGGGCCAAGAUGGUCGUCAUGAAAGACGAUUUGCACAAAAAAAUCAAGGAUUGCUUCAGAUUGGUUUGCAUGCUUUAUGAGCAGUACGGAGUAGAUGUAGGGAUAUUUUCCGUCUUCUUUAUGAACUAUGUCUGCAUGGGUGUGGGCGAAUGCUUGUACAUGGCACAAAACGUGCCGCACGCCUACAUCUCUGGGGACAUUGUUGAGUGUAUGGCCUGUUCAGACAACGUGGUGCGUGGUGGCCUCACUCCAAAAUUCAAGGACGUGGAUGUUUUGUGCGAAAUGCUGAACUACAAAGGCGGUCCACCUGCGACCUUAGAACCUGUCGAGCUGGAGAAGGGUAUCCUGCUGUACUCAGAUCCAGAUAUCCAGGAGUUUCAAGUCACCCACCUGAGCAUCCCCGAAGGAGGCAGCCAGCGGCGGCUCUUUAGUAGCGAGGGGCCAGCAAUGGCGUUGAACCUUUGCGGAGAAGGUACAGUCACCAUCUCUGGGGAGACGCAGGAGGUCACCCCUGGAAAGGUCUUCAUGUUGGCGGCGGGCACCGAGCCGGAGCUUCGUGCCAAGAAGGAGAUGCAGAUUUUCGUGGCAUGUUGCCCUCCGGAGUACUUCCGGAGUCCAUGUCCAAGUCCGAGUCCGACUUGGACCAUCCGCAAGUGGUAGCAACCCACGCAGCGGUUUCGGCGGAGACCAGAAAUCUGCUGCAUCUUCCGGAGAAGUAGCUACCGGUGCAGCUGUCGGCACACCCGGGAAUGCCCCCGAGAGGAGCUGCCGUUUCAUCACUGUGACGUCAACAUCUGUUUGAUAAUAAGGGCCAAAAGCCGGGCCAUGUUGUUGGCGCAUUGCACGGAUUUGCCAUUUUUGGGAUGGCCAAAGUUAGGAAUUCAACCGACCAUUGAUUUCCGGCCAGUUGCUGAAUCAAGCAACGACUAAAAUG
Messenger RNA from Durusdinium trenchii, 2008 nucleotides. NCBI's taxonomy places the organism in Eukaryota, Dinophyceae, Suessiales, Symbiodiniaceae. The record is from the annotation of a GenBank genome assembly.